This is a messenger RNA of Recurvomyces mirabilis, 1185 nucleotides long. RefSeq lists its product as uncharacterized. Gene Ontology annotation, molecular function: calcium channel activity; calcium, potassium:sodium antiporter activity. Gene Ontology annotation, biological process: intracellular calcium ion homeostasis; calcium ion transmembrane transport. Bases 1 to 1185 code for a protein of 394 amino acids. The transcript has a single exon. The record is from RefSeq and is a predicted model, not a curated record. Gene Ontology annotation, cellular component: plasma membrane. NCBI's taxonomy places the organism in Eukaryota, Fungi, Ascomycota, Dothideomycetes, Mycosphaerellales, Teratosphaeriaceae.
AUGCCAGAUAUCGAUACGAUCCUAUACAGCAUCGCGGCUUUCAUCUGCGCCCUGUUUGUCCUCGAGUAUGGCGCGGACAAGUUCAUCGACCACACAGCCAUCAUCGCCAAGCGAACUGGUAUUCCGCAAGCUCUCAUUGCGUUAUUGACCGCCGGAGCGGAAUGGGAAGAGCUUGCAGUCGUGAUCUUCUGCGUGGUGCGCGGCCGGCCAUCGCUCGCAUUGGGCAAUGUGGUGGGCUCGGCCAUCUCAAACAUUCUAGGCGCAUUCUCGCUUGGGCUGAUGUUCUACAGGAGUCAUGAUGAGGGCACGAUCUUUGACAAGAGUGCCGUGCGUUAUACAAUCGCGCAAAUGGUUGUAGUGUUGCUCGCAGCUGUAUUGCUCUACUUCCGCGGCUAUUUGCAGCUGCGCGUGCUUGGCGGUGUGCUCGUGGCAGCCUUUAUUGUCUAUGUGGGCACGAUCUUCUGGGCUAUCACACGAGGCUCGCUUGCAGCGCCCGAGGGAUCAGACAGCGAAAGCGAUAGCGAAAGAGACAGCGACGGUGGUAGUGUCGGAGAGGAGGAGUACGUGGAUAGGCCCAUCUUGGGUUCACGCAGCUACGGAACGACAAACGCACGUGAUCCUCGUACCAUUGCGGGAGAUGAUAUCACAUCCCAGCAUAGCAGUCCGCUCGAUUGUGGAAAUGUGCAACCACGGCAAUCCUCUACAACAAGGCACGGUCUCCUGUAUCAUCUCUCCUGCCUCGUUCUUGGCUUUCUGGCCCUUACCAUCAGUGCCUAUGUCCUCUCGCACGCUGCAACAACCUUGACUGACUCACUUGGCAUUUCUGAUGCUGCCUUUGGCAUAGUUGUGCUCUCCCUCGCUACCACACUGCCAGAGAAGCUUGUGGCAACGGUCAGUGGCAUACGAGGUCAUGCCGGGAUCAUGGUGGCCAAUACCGUUGGCAGCAACAUCUUCCUCCUUACUCUCUGCCUUGGCGUCAUCUGGCUAUCUGAAGACGAUACCAACAGCAGUCACGGCAGCGGCAGCAUAACAGGCCUGGAGCUCGGUAUUAUGGUGGCUUCGGCAGCUACUAUGAGUCUUGCAGUCCUCUUACGCAGAAGCCUGUUGCGCUAUCUUGGGUGCGGUAUGCUCAUAGCCUACGGCGGGUUCAUAACAGUCGAGCUGGUAUUCAAAGGUCGAAGCUAG